AUGGCUUCUUCUUACACGACAGAACCUCCGGCGACGGCGUCGGUCUUGCUCCAUACGAGCGCGGGACCUCUAACAAUUUCCCUGUUUGCCAACCAGACACCGUUGACAUGCCGGAACUUCCUGCAGCAUGUAUUGGACGAGGAUUAUACGAACAACGCCUUCCAUCGUGUAUCCCCGGGCUUUGUGAUCCAGACUGGCGAUCCAACAGGAACAGGCGAAGGCGGACAGAACAUCUACGAGGAUCGAGAGUUUGAGCGGUACGAUGAGGACUGGGCAAGAGUGCUCGGCCGCGAGAAGGAUGAGAAGAUCAAGUUCGGGGAUGAGAUACACAGUCGACUGAAGUUCAACCGUCGGGGGUUGGUAGGCAUGGCGAAAGGUACCGGUCCUGGAGGUGGCUAUGGUACACAGUUCUUCAUCACACUGGGAGACUGUAGAGCGCAGUUAGAUGGAAAGUGUACCAUGUUCGGCCGUGUCGAGGGAGAUGGGAUAUACAACGUUGUCAAAAUUGCCGAAGGCGAACUGGUUGAAGAUACGGAACGACCUUUAUAUCCCGAAAAGAUCUUAAGGGCGGAGAUAAUCGAGAUACCGAAAGGAGAAGCAUGGCAAAAGAUGCGAAAGAGGGACAAGAUUGCUCAGCGUGUUUCCGAAGCACCAACAAAAAAGAAGGUUACGAAGAAGAAGGGUGUAAAAACACUACUCAGCUUUGGUGGCGAUGAUGGUGAAGACGACAGUGCAGACGUCGCAGUCCGGCCGAGGAAGGCCAAAUUCAAUCCCGCUUUGAUCGAAGGGGGCGACAGUCACGAUUCUAAAUCAGUACCACACCCAAAUGGUAUUUCUAAGAAGGGAGAAACCUCUGGGGAGAAGAGGAGGCCAAAGUCACCCUCGCCAACAACGACGAUUCCAAAGAAACGGAAAACAAGCCCUGAGCCAACCGUCAAAUCUGAGUCGCCAGCUCAACGGAGGAAGCCAUCAUUCCACGAUCCAACGACACAAUUACCCUUACGUGACCCCGAAUCUCCCUCUCGCUCACCAACACCGGAUGGAGUACCUACUAAAUCUAAAGCCUCAACGUUGCAAGCAGAAAUCGAUGCGCUAAAAGCAUCGAUGCGCCGGAAUGUGGCUCCAACCAACGAAUCAAAACAGAAAAAGUCUGCAUUAGAGUCUCUCAUACCGGCAACAAGCACGAGAGGGCGGAAGCGGCCGCGGCCUGGCGAGAGCAACUCAAAAGAGGACGCCAGUGCGUUGAAGAUGCUCAAUGCCUUUAAAGCACGACUCGAGGCUACGAACGCCAACGAGACCACCAAAACCAAUGGAAAGAAAUUAGACUCAAAGCAGGAGGCUAAGUCUGAAGCCGCGCCGCCAGAAGAUGACGAUGAAGCGGCCCUUUGCGAUUUGCAUUUCAUCGCUAAUUGCCAGUCCUGCUCGCGAUGGGAUGAAGCAGACCCUAAUGCGGAUGACGAAGCGGAUGAUGAUAAACCGUGGAUGAGUCAUUCGUUAUCAUUCGCCAAGGAUAGAUUAGGGAAGGACCUGACUUGGAGAAAGAAGAACGAAGAGGAGCUUGUAGUGAUUGAUCCCGGAGAGAGGGAAAAGGAUAUUAAACUGGAGAAGCGGAAGGGGAAGGAGAAAGGCAAAGGCAAGGAUCGGAGUUGGUAG
Molecule: messenger RNA, 1653 nt
Organism: Exophiala bonariae
Lineage: Eukaryota; Fungi; Ascomycota; Eurotiomycetes; Chaetothyriales; Herpotrichiellaceae
Exons: 1
Coding region: 1-1653 (550 amino acids)
Biological process (GO): protein peptidyl-prolyl isomerization
Cellular component (GO): catalytic step 2 spliceosome
Molecular function (GO): peptidyl-prolyl cis-trans isomerase activity
Source: RefSeq, a predicted model, not a curated record